ACCGAGCAGUAUUGGAUUGAAGAGUCUCCUCGCAUCAGAUUUCUUCUACAAUUGCGGACGAAUAGCAAAAAUGCGGCUUCCAUACGUCGACGAUGACCCAAAGAUGGACACGCCUGAAGACCAGGCCGUAGUCGAACGUGUAAAAGCACGACGAGGUGGAAAACUCAUACCACUGGACAAAGCUCUACUACACGCUCCUCCAGUCGCAGAUGGCUGGAACUCCUUCCUCAAGUCUAUCCGAGAACAAACAACAUUACCAGCAUCAGUACGAGAGAUCGCCAUCUGCCAUGUGGCUGUGUUGAACCAUGCAUGGUUCGAAUGGGAUCAGCAUGUACCGAUCCUGAGGAAAGCGGGUGUGCUGAGUGAGGAGCAUAUUGAAAAGCUCAAGGACCGGGAGUGGGAUGGCAGCGGACUGGAUGAUAAGCAUCUUACUGUUCUGCAGUAUGCCAAUGCGAUGACGAUUGGGGUUAUCGUCAAGGAUCCGCUGUUUGAGAAGUUGAAGAGUUUGUUCAGUGAGCGCGAAGUUGUUGAGAUCACGGCAACUGUCGCGGCAUACAACACCGUUUCGCGGUUCUUAGUGGCUCUUGACGUUGGUGAGAUGGCGGCCAAGUAUAGUCUGGACUUCAGUUAGACCACUUCAUGAGAGUUCAUUCCAACUAUUGCCAGUGCUGAGCCUCCAGAUGCUACGAAU
Cercospora beticola is the source of this 691-nucleotide messenger RNA. Its product is annotated as carboxymuconolactone decarboxylase family protein. The record is from RefSeq and is a predicted model, not a curated record. Gene Ontology annotation, molecular function: peroxiredoxin activity. NCBI's taxonomy places the organism in Eukaryota, Fungi, Ascomycota, Dothideomycetes, Mycosphaerellales, Mycosphaerellaceae.